AUGCUCGUCCCGCUCACUCAAGCUUGUGCCCUCCUGGCCUUAUCCUCGGUCGCCCUCUCGGCGCCGGUACAACAGAUCCCUUUCUCGGACACUUCGAUCGCUCAGCCCGAACUCUCCUUGGCCUCGCUGAACAUCGAGCCUUCGAUUCGAUCUCGCUUGGACCAGCACAUCGCUUCCUUGCCCGAGAAACGACUCGUACGACUCGCUGACGAUGCUCAACCCAUCGAGGUGACGGAGGGGGAAAAGUCGAUCCUCGUUAUGAAGGGGAUUCGCUUCGUCGAUGUCACGGAGGAGGACCCGGCUUUGGUCGCCGCUGCUCAGGUCGCCAUCGCCGGUCAGGGUGCGUCGAAACAUACCCUCUUUCCUGCCGUUAGUCAUUUCCAGACAUUUUCUGAUCUUUGCUCAUAAACAGAUGCCUUCCCGACCAAAUUGAGCUACAGCGUCAAGCAGGCGCAGCCCCUUUUCGACACCAUCUCCCUCGAGAGGAUGAAGACCUUCUUGACCCGCUUCUCCGGAUUUCACACGCGCUACUACCGCUCCUCAACGGGGAAGCAGUCCCAGGAGUUCUUGUUGAACCACGUCAAGGAGGUGAGAUCGGCAUCGACUUCUUUGGAACGAAAAAGCCUGAACAUUGACGCAUCGGAAUUUGACUCGAAAACCAGAUUAUCAAGUCGAAUCCCAAGAUCGCCGACUCGAUCUCGGUCAAGGAGUUCCCGCAUUCGUGGGGACAAAACUCCAUCAUCCUUCGCUUUGAACCCUCGUCCAAGGCCUCGGCUCUGCGCAAGAAGCAGGGCAAGGAACAGGUUGUCAUCCUCGGCGCUCAUCAGGAUUCGACUAACAUGUUUCCCUUUUUGGCUGCUCCCGUGAGUUGAAAGAUAUGUACUCGAAGAAGUGCUCGUGCGAUAAUUACUGACAAACAGCGUGUUUUGAACGCUCUCAGGGUGCUGAUGACGAUGGUUCGGGAACGACUACCCUCGUCGAGGCUCUCACUGUUCUCGUUAACGCCUCGUUCAUCCCUAGCGAUCACCCCGUCGAGUUCCACUGGUGAGUUUCGAAGCUAUUUGACCUGCUCCAACAAGUGUGAUGCUCACAGCGCCUUUAUUUCACGCUCCAGGUACUCGGCCGAGGAAGGUGGGCUGUUGGGCUCGCAAGCCGUUGCGCAGAGCUAUGCCAGGGAUGGGAAGAAGGUCCGAUCCAUGCUCCAGAUGGACAGUGAGUUCGCUGGACCUAGCGCCCAUCCCUCAUGCGACUAGCUGAUGGCCUAGACGACGACUCCUCACAGUGACGGCCUUCGUCAAACCCGGCACGACCCCGACCUACGGCAUCAUCCGCGACUUUGUCUCGCCCGAAUUCACCGACCUCGUCGCCUUGCUCAUUGACGAGUACGGAGACAUCUCCCGCACCGACACUCAAUGCGGGUACGCCUGCUCGGACCAUGCUUCGUGGUCCAAGGUCGGCGCACCCUCGGCUUUCGCGAUCGAGUCGAGCUUUCCUGACUCGAACAAGAAGAUCCACUCGAGUGGCGAUACGAUCCAGAAUGAGGGCUUUAGCUUUGAGCGUCAGUCCGGGCGUGAAUCAGCGGAUGUAUCAGGAACGAUUGGUGUACUGACCUUUUGAUUGUUGGCCCCUCCCCCUCCUUCCUUCUGGCAGACAUGCGAAGUUUCGUUAGGCUCAGUGUCGGUAUGACGCUCGAGAUGGGUGGAGCCGAGACGCUUUUCAGCUAA
Microbotryum saponariae is the source of this 1724-nucleotide messenger RNA. NCBI's taxonomy places the organism in Eukaryota, Fungi, Basidiomycota, Microbotryomycetes, Microbotryales, Microbotryaceae. The record is from the annotation of a GenBank genome assembly.